UAAUGAACGUCAAGAUCUUUUAAUAAGUUUUUUUUGUCUCACAAAAUAUAAUACAAAAUUAGAUGUUUAGUGAAAAUUCUACAUGUUGCAUAUGGUAAAAAUCAUUUAAAAAAACCCAACUUCCUAUUUAUCUUCUUCCCAUCCCCAGUGCUGACCAUGUCACGUUGAACAGGAUUGCGUUGUUACAGGUAUCAGUGUCAUUCGAAGAUGUCACUGUGGACUUCAGCAGGGAGGAGUGGCAUCACUUGGACUCUGCUCAGAGACGUCUGUACCGGGAUGUGAUGCUGGAGAACUACAGCCACCUACUCUCAGUGGGAUACCAAGUUCCCAAACCUGAGGUUAUCUUCAAGUUGGAGCAAGGGGAGGAGCCAUGGAUGCUGGAGGGGGAACCUGCACAUCAGAGCCGUUCGGAUGAGGAUAUUGGGCAAACCCAGCAACAGGGAAUUUCUGGAGAAGUUUCAUUCCACUGUGAGAGAUUUGACCAAUCCACAGGGGAAGAUUCAGUGUGUUCUAUUUUAGAAGAACUACGGCAAGAUAAUGACCAGCUGGAGAGAUACCAAAGGAACCAGAAUAAUCCUUUAACUCAUGUGAAAAUAUUGAUUAAGGAGAAGGGCUAUGGAUGUAAAAACAUUGGAAACAUAAUUCAUGUGAGUACCAAGCUUGUCCCUUCAAGAAAAAGACUUCAUAACUAUGACACAUUUGGAAAGAGUUUGAAGCAUACUUUUAACCUACAUAAUCAUAAUAAAAGCAAUGCGACAAACAACUUUGAAAAGAGUUUUGGAAAUGGUAACAAUUUCCAUAGCUCUUCCUUUACUAAGAAUGAAGAUUCUAAUACAGAAGUAAAUUCCUGUGAACAUAAUCAGUUAGAGAAACAUUUCAGCCACAAACAAGUCCUCAUCCACCAUCAGAAAGUUCAUACUAGGGAGAAACUUUAUUUAUGUACUGACUAUGUAAAGGGCUUCACCCAGAAGUCACAUCUCUUUGAGCAUCAUCAGAGAGUUCAUGCAGCAGAGAAAUCCUAUGAAUGUAACAAAAGUGAGAAAGUCUUCACUCAAAAGCCAGAAAUUGAUGUACAUCAGAGAGUUUAUGCAGGAGAGAAACCCUAUAUAUGCAUUCAAUGUGGUAAGGCCUUUACUCUCAAAUCAAACCUCAUUACACAUCAGAAGAUUCAUACUGGGCAGAAACCCUAUAAAUGUAACAAAUGUGGAAAAGCCUUUUUCCAGAGAUCAGAUCUCGUUAGACAUCUGAGAAUUCAUACAGGAGAAAAACCUUAUGAAUGCAGUGAAUGUGGAAAAGCCUUCUCCCAGAAUUCAGACCUCAAUAUACAUCAGAAAACUCAUACUGGAGAGAGACAUUAUGGAUGCAAUGAAUGUGGGAAAGCCUUCGCAAGAAAAUCAGCCCUUAGAAUGCAUCAGAGAAUUCAUACAGGAGAGAAACCCUAUGUAUGCACUGAAUGUGGGCGGGCCUUCAUCCAGAAAUCACACUUUAAUACACAUCAGAGAAUUCAUACUGGAGAAAAACCUUAUGAAUGCAGUGACUGUGGGAAAUCAUUCUCUAAAAACUCACAACUUCAUGUGCAUCAGAGAAUUCACACAGGAGAGAAACCCUAUGUAUGUACAGAAUGUGGGAAGGUUUUCAGUCAUAGGACAAAUCUCAUUACACAUCAGAAAACUCAUACUGGAGAGAAACCCUAUAUGUGUACUGAAUGUGGGAAGGCUUUCACUGACCAGUCAAAUCUCAUUAAACACCAGAAAACUCAUACUGGAGAGAAACCCUAUAAAUGUAAUGGCUGUGGAAAAGCCUUUAUAUGGAAGUCACGCCUCAAAAUACAUCAGAAAUCUCAUGUUGGAGAGAGACACUAUGAAUGCAAUGAAUGUGGGAAAGCCUUUAUCCAGAAAUCAACACUAAGUGUGCAUCAGAGAAUCCAUACAGGAGAGAAACCCUAUGUUUGUCCUGAAUGUGGGAAGGCUUUCAUCCAAAAAUCACACUUCAUUGCACAUCACAGAAUUCAUACUGGAGAGAAACCUUAUGAAUGCAGUGAUUGUGGGAAAUGCUUUACUAAGAAGUCACAACUCCAUGUGCAUCAGCACAUUCACACAGGAGAGAAACCAUAUAUAUGUGCUGAAUGUGGAAAGGCAUUCAAUGACAGGUCCAAUCUGCUUACACACCAGAAAGUUCAUACUAGAGAGAAACCCUAUAAAUGUGGUGACUGUGGAAAAACCUUCACCUGGAAGUCAAGUCUCAAUAUACAUCAGAAAUCUCAUGCUGGAGAGAGACACUAUGAAUGCAGUAAUUGUGGGAAAGCUUUCAUCCAGAAGGCAACACUAAGUAUGCGUCAGAUAAUUCAUACAGCAAAGAAACCUUAUGUUUGUAUAGAAUGUCAGAAGGCCUUCAAUGACAGAUCAAAUCUCAUUGAACACCAGAAAACUCACAGUGGAGAAAAACUCUAUAAAGCCAGUGACAGAAAAAGCCUUCACCUGGAAAUCACAACUCAGUAUACAUCGGAUAGCUCAUAGUAGGGAAGAGGAGUGUCUGUGCUGCAAUUAUUGUGCAUGGGGAAGUAGGCAUGACAGACUAUGGCUUGAGUGAAUAGAGGUGAACAAAGCCAAGUAUCAUUCAAUUAAUUGGAAGUACAAGUACCUACAUCACCACAAUUGAUAUACAAUUAUGUGCCUAGGGAGACACUUUAGAGAAAGCAUUUGAGCAAUAGCCAUAUUUGGUUGCAUGAUUGAUGCUGGGACUUUUGAGACACUGCAAAUUGUAGAAGUACAGACACAAGGCUGACUUUCAAUUUCUUCUGUUUCACUUUUUGAAUAAAUGACUUUAUAAAUUCAGCACUGAUUAUUUCUUCAUACCCUGGAAUGUACAAGUACUCAAAUGUACAAGUACUCAAUACUGGCCUCCUCAAAUUUAUAUUUAUAGGGUGAGGAGAGUUUUUAUUACCCAAACAUCUACAGGG
This is a messenger RNA of Trichechus manatus latirostris (Florida manatee), 2959 nucleotides long. RefSeq names its product zinc finger protein 41 (gene ZNF41). The record is from RefSeq and is a predicted model, not a curated record. Gene Ontology annotation, biological process: regulation of DNA-templated transcription. NCBI's taxonomy places the organism in Eukaryota, Metazoa, Chordata, Mammalia, Sirenia, Trichechidae.